AUGCCGCCUCCAAGCUCGACAACUUGCCAGGGCUUCGCCCACCCGCUCGUUCUCCUUGUCCGGAGCUCCCUUCACGCCUCGGCCACAAGCCAAUGCUUCACGCAAAACGCGUGGGUGCAGUCACGAACUCUCACACGGCGAUCUAGUACACGCUUUGCCUCCUCCAAGUCGAGAGGCGGGCACAAUGCCACCAGAAAACCCUCGCCUGUGCCACCAACGUUGACACCAGCAAUUUCGCCAACUUCGCCUUCGACUUCAACAUCCACAGCUCCUAGACCUGCUUCUCGGGCACCUCCAGCAGCAGCAGCAGCAGCAGGGACAGCGACAGAAUCCGCCGUAGGGCCACACGUCGGAUACGCACAGCUUCUCGCACGCAAGACCUCGGCGACGACCCUCUACGAGGGCGCCGCAAAGCGGGUGUUCCUCUUCUCCAGCUAUGCCGCGGGAAUCACACUGUUCGGCGGCGCGACAAUCAACUCCAUCGUCAAUGUUUUCGACCUGCCACAGGGCGUACCGGAAUGGGUCGCCUUCCCCUUUGGCUUCGUGAGUGUCAUGAUGGCUGUGCUGGGCGCGCGGUUCGCCAUGACCCCUGCCGGGGUGGUGCGCAGUAUAAAAGUCCUGCCUGCCUCGUCGGCCAGCGCAGCCGUGUCUUCUGGCAAAGUGAUGCCGAAGUCGAUGCCGCCAACAAUCACGACCACCACCGCCGCCGCCGCGCGGCCCCAGCUUGAAGUCUUGGUCCGCCGGACGACACCAAUCCCAGGACUCCCUCUGCGGCGCAUAGUGUGCGAGCCGCACGAAAUCGUCAUGAAGGCGCGCAUGUACAACCGACCGUCCGCGCCCCCUUCACGAGAAGAGCAGGCCCUGGCUGCCGCGGAGGAGGCGGCUCGGAAGAAAGCCGAGCUUGAGUACGAGAAGACACACAUCAUGACUGCGCCGUUUCGGCACGGUUGGUGGGCCAUAAAGACUUUCUUCGCGAGCAUCCGCCAGGGUCUCACGGGCGAGGGAUUCGCGCCGGUUGAAGUCAAAGGUGUCAAGUAUAAGCUUGAUAUUACGGAUGGGUAUGCGCUCGAAGAGGGCAGGGCGCUGGACCGGAUCGUGCAGAUCGAUGAGGACCGCACGAUUGCUGUGCUCAGGGGUCUCCGGAGGUGA
This is a messenger RNA of Microdochium trichocladiopsis, 1149 nucleotides long. RefSeq lists its product as uncharacterized. The coding region runs from base 1 to 1149 and encodes 382 amino acids. The transcript has a single exon. NCBI's taxonomy places the organism in Eukaryota, Fungi, Ascomycota, Sordariomycetes, Xylariales, Microdochiaceae. The record is from RefSeq and is a predicted model, not a curated record.